AUGCAGUCCCCAACUACUGCGCGGCCUCAUCCCCCCUUCGGAGACCCGGCCCUUUCUCCUCAACAUUCUCCCACCGUCGCCAACGCUACUAUGGCAUCUGCUUCCGGUCGCAGUUCCUCCGCCGCCUCGGGGCGCUCCCAAUCUGCGAAGAGUGUGCCCGAUAAGCAAAUCUCUCAGAUCGAAAAGAGCGUCACGCAUCUGCUGGUAGCGACAAAACAACUACUCGAAACCUUGACCCAGUGGUCCCGAAAACAGGCCUCCGAGACCGAUGUAUCCGAUGUUUAUGUUCGUCUAGGGUAUGAGUUUAACCUGGCAUGCCGUGCCUUUAAUGCCAUCGGAGUCGAAACAUCCGACCUCGGCCCCGUGCCCGACGUCCUGCGCAGUAUUCUCGAGGAUACCCUAAGCCAAGAUGCCUCCUCGCAGAGCCUUGACCGAUACCUCCCGCAAAUUCGCGAUAUCAUUAUCAACCUGCUACAUGGUCUGAAGAAGAAGCAGGCUCGCCUACGAUCCCGACAGCAGCGGGAGGAGGGUCGGGCUGGCAUGCCGGGUCGCCAGGCGAGCGCUGGAAGCUUGCCCAGCGGCCCAUCAAAUAUUGGACAGUUAUAUGACGAGGCGGCUGCCUCGACGAUGCCACAGACCACGGUGACUUCGCCAAGGCGGUCGGCUCGUCGAUAUGGCAGUAAUGGGUCUCUCGAGGACACACCGGCGGGUCAGCGCACCUCUCCCACUCAUGGCGAGCCGCCACGGGGCACGAGUUACUCGGAGCGAGAGGCGUCAAGGCGGGAAACCCAGCAGAUGCUCACUCAGCCAUCCCCCCAAGAAAGUGAAGCGACUCCAAGGCCGGCCGCCUCUUCAGCCUCGGCGACUCCCACAAAUUUCCCAGCUCCACCGCCACCGCCGAAGGAGGAGGAUGCCUUAGGCGCCCUACAGCGCAGCGGCGAGCUGGAACGACGUGCAUCUCGCCGGUUUUCAGCUUAUCAGAUUCAGAAACAUCUAGGUAGUUCGACCAACGGAGUGCCCGUUCUCCCCACCCAGAACUCCCCGAUUCCCAACAGGGGACGAGAUGUUCGUGAAUCUCUCAACGCCGUUCGCCUGCGAGGCUCGUAUACCCAUACAAGGCAACGCUCGUCGAACCGGACCCAGGAAAUUCCGAAAAGCGGCCCGGCGCAAGCAGCCGCAAACAUCCCUCAGGCGGUGGAGGAGGAACAAAGCACCCAAGCCAAGGCCCCCGCGGUGGAAUCAGAGACCGUCAAACCGCCAGCACCCUUAGCUGAUCAACCUCCUCCGCCCGUUGAAAAGGAGCUGCCAGAUGCCCCUGCUACCAUCGAGCCAGCGCCCGUCUUCCCGCAGCCACCUAAACGCCCCUCUCUUGGCGACGCCUUUGAUCCUGAGAAAAGCACAACACAAGUGCCUUUACCGGCCCCAGGAACACCACGAGGGGAUCGCUUUACCUCCGCCAAUAUUUCUACUCCCCCUUCUAUCGCUCACUUCCCCGUCGACCAGCCAUCCCCUGGUAAAGAGUUAACCCUGUUCUUGCAGUAUAAGAGCAAAAUUAAGAAGUAUGUGCUCCCCGAGGGCACGGCAGACCUGACCAUUGGACGUUUGCAACUGGCUUUCAUUGAGAAGUUUGCCUGGAAUACUCACAACAACGGCGUCGAUCUGCCUGAAAUCUACAUUCAAGAUCCCAUCUCUGGGAUCCGGCACGAGUUGGAGGAUUUGAAUGAUGUUAAGGACCGUUCAGUCCUCGUUCUGAAUGUCGAUACCUUGGAUGAGGUCAAGAAGCACUUCGACGAUAGCUUUGGUGGUAUGCGCAGUCUAGUGGAGGGCGUGAAGGAGGCACUCGUAGGUCAGGGAACGGCCAUUCAACGAGUCUCAGAUCGUCAACUUGAGGCCACCAAGGAAAUGGCUCGUCUGGUUGCUUCACCACCCGCGUCUAUUGCAGGCUCAACCAACGCCGGCGGAACCCCGAAGACUGCCAUUGCCGGAAGUCGUACACAAAUUGCCGAGCUUCAGAGUUUGCGCCGCGAUCUUGCCGUGCUAAGGCAGACGUAUUCCAACUUUACAUCGGAUAUUACCAGUUCGAUGACUGCCGUGCGCGCCAAGGCAACCAAUGUCAAGACUGCCGCUGACAACGCUGCUACUGCCACCUACGAAGGUGACGCCGGCCGUGCGCGCGUUAACAAGGGCAAGAAGGAGCUCGCUGAUGAAUCGGAGCGUCUUGUUUCUCGAGUCGACGAUUUGCAGGAUCUUGUUGAGGAUCUCCGCAAGGAUGUGGUCCAGCGCGGUGUCCGACCCCUGCCACGCCAGCUGGAGGGUGUCAACCGCGAUAUCAGCACUGCUAUGAAGGAGAUUAAGAAGAUGCAAGACUUCCUGGGCCGCGAGAAGCCUAUCUGGACUAAGAUCUGGGAGAAGGAGCUUCAGUUGGUCUGUGAAGAGCGAGACCAGCUCACCAUGCAGGAGGAUCUGGCGGCCGAUCUUCAGGAUGAUCUGGAGAAGGCUGCUCAGACCUUUGCACUGGUCGAGCAAGCCACCAAGGAGCAAGCAUUGGAGAAGGCUGCCAACCCAGGAGUCACUUUGCGCGCUACAUCCCGCACCCUGGGCAUCGACCCAACUAUUGACCCUGUCAAGGCAAAGGAUAACCUCCUAGGUGAGGUCCGCGCACUGCAGCCUAACCACGAAAGCCGUCUCGAAGCGAUCGAGCGAGCUGAAAAGAAUCGCAAGAAAGAGCUCGAGACGCGGCGAAUCGGCCUUUUCCAGAAGGAACUCGGCUCUUUCGUUCAAGAGGGAAAGCUGAAGAAGAGUGGUGGUGUGGAGGAGGCGGAGCGGUUGCGCAAUGCCAAGGAUGAUCGCAUCCGAAAGGAAGUUUGGGAGAGACAGCAAGCUCGCAAUGCCGAAAUGGAGAAGGCUGAGGCUGAAGCUGCCGCUGCCGCUGCUGCCGAGGAGAAGCCCGAAGGGGAGGAAGCUGGUGACUCUGCAGCAGCGCCGGAUGGUGAAGCCGUUGCCACUCCUAGCGAAGAGGAGGCUCCUAAAGAUGAGACUGCGCCGACUGAAGAUGCCGAGAAGAAGGAUGCCAACCCGGACGAAGCCAGUUAA
Penicillium cataractarum is the source of this 3093-nucleotide messenger RNA. Its product is annotated as formin-mediated actin nucleation enhancer. The coding region runs from base 1 to 3093 and encodes 1030 amino acids. Gene Ontology annotation, molecular function: cytoskeletal regulatory protein binding. Gene Ontology annotation, biological process: establishment of cell polarity. Gene Ontology annotation, cellular component: cell tip; cytoplasm. The record is from RefSeq and is a predicted model, not a curated record. The transcript has 2 exons. Lineage: Eukaryota; Fungi; Ascomycota; Eurotiomycetes; Eurotiales; Aspergillaceae.